Colletotrichum navitas is the source of this 5466-nucleotide messenger RNA. RefSeq lists its product as uncharacterized. The transcript is spliced from 9 exons. Bases 1 to 5466 code for a protein of 1821 amino acids. Gene Ontology annotation, molecular function: transcription cis-regulatory region binding; protein binding. NCBI's taxonomy places the organism in Eukaryota, Fungi, Ascomycota, Sordariomycetes, Glomerellales, Glomerellaceae. The record is from RefSeq and is a predicted model, not a curated record. Gene Ontology annotation, biological process: positive regulation of transcription by RNA polymerase II. Gene Ontology annotation, cellular component: nucleus.
AUGACCAUCCCAAAGCUACAGGAGUUGCCGGUCCCUCAUGGGGACCUGGUCAACUAUAUCCACAGCCACCCAGAGAAGAAGAUGGUCGAGAUCUUGGAGCCUUACCGCAAGUAUGAAGCUCAGCUCCGAUCUGUCUUCGCCCAAGAUCGACAAAACCCCGCCCUCGCUGACCCUCACAUCAACCUGUUGCCCCUCUUCACCGAGGAUACCAAGAACAUCAAGACCCGCGCCCGAUUUCUCGCCGCCGAAACCCAGGAGGAGAAAGACCGCUACAUCAUGGUCCUCCCGGACAAUAAGCGCCGUCCCAAUGGCUCUCCUGCCGUGGUCUCCGGUAUCAGGGAAUUCCAGAAGAACUUCAACAUUUUUUCUGAGUCUUCCCUUAUCGACAUGAACUGGGACAACGUUGUUGCUGCUGGGUCAUCCGUCAUCAACACUCUGCUGCCAGUUCCGCCCGAAUUCAACACCUCCAAACGCAAGCUUCGCGAGUACUACCACAAGAAGUUCUGUCCGGCGUCCGACGUUGAUCUGUUUCUGUACGGUCUCACCCACGAAGAGGCUAUCGAGAAGAUCAAGGAGAUCGAGACUUCAGUCCGCGAUGCUAUUCUGAGUGAGGUCACGGUUGUGCGCACAAAAUAUGCCAUCACCAUUGCCUCUCAGUACCCCACCCGCCACAUUCAGAUUGUUCUGCGUGUAUACAAGUCUGUAGGUGAAAUCCUCACCGGAUUUGACAUUGACGCAGCAGGUGGCGCCUACGAUGGGAAGCAGGUCUGGGUUACGCCCAGAGCCCUGGGAAGUUUCAUCACUCAAGUCAACCAAAUCGACCUCACCCGUCGAAGUCCUUCCUAUGAGAACCGGCUUUCCAAGUACAGCCACCGCAACUUCGAAAUUUACUGGCCCGAGCUUGACCGAAAACGCAUCGAUCCCACCAUCUUCGAGCGCAGCUUUCAAAGGACGCUCGGCUUAGCAAGACUCCUGGUUCUGGAACGACUCCCUACACAAUCUGUCCGUGAGACGUACCUUGACAAGAGGAGAGAGGAGAGAGGCCGUCCGGUGGCGGACCGCUUCAACCCCCAUCGCCUGAAUGGGAACAUCAAAGACAACUACGAGGACGAAGUUGCGGACUGGGUUGACGAAAACGAUGUCUCCAAUUAUCACACCUUCACUGUUCCAUACGGUCAGCACUUCCAUGCAAAGAUGAUUGAAAAGCUUUGCUACACUCGAGAUCUGCUUCUGAAUGCCGAGUGGAACCAGCAUGAGAACAGGGAGGUAUAUCUCCACCGGCAUCCCGCCUUCUUCGGUCGAGUUGAGGAUGUUAUUGAAGAUUGCUGCGGCUGCUGCCCAAAGCCUGUCACGCCUGAAGAGUUAGAAGUAGCCGAGAAGGAAGGCGAGAUCUAUAUCUCUGGCAAAGUCUCCUUUCUGAUUGAUGAUCCCGGUCGACAACAGAUCGGGUCCUUCAAUCCCUUAACCGAGGACGACUGGACCGACAUGGCAUACGUGGGAAACACUGCUCGCUUGUGCCAGAGCAUCGUCGAUGGCGAUGUCGAUGAGGUUCGCGAUUGGCUGUCACAGCAGGGCGCCGAUUCUAACAAUCGAGACUACACUGGACGCACGCCCCUCCACUUGGCGGUGACCAGCUCCACGCCCGAAGUCGUGAGUUGUCUUGUCGAUCAUGGGUCCCGUCUGACUGCACGCCUUGCCGACGGCAGGACAGCGCUGCAUCUCGCUGCCGAGCUUGGGAAAUCCGACAUGAUCAAGAUCCUGAUGGACAGGAGCAACCUCAACGAAGCGGAAGAAGAGGAGAAGGCCGAUCGCCGCCGCAAAGAAAUUCAGGCCAGGUCGCAGGAUGGCUCUGGCUCGCAGAAGAUAUCUAACCGGGUUGACGAAGACAUGGAUGCGAAGGGUGAUGAUAAUUCGAGCGAAGCUUCCGACAUUGAGAUGAUCGACGCGGGCAACACCGAAGCAGAUGAAACUUCUAUUGCCACUGGUUCUUUCGUUAAUGUCAAGGAUGAGAACGAGAAGAGUACCGUAUCCUCUCAGCAGAUCAGCCCGUGGCCCGUGCGGAUUUCACAUUUGCUGAGAGGAUACGGUAGGGAAGAUCUCGUCCUGGACGAGACGAACGAUGGACCCGAUUUCUACCAGAUCGACGUCUUGGCUUGGGACGUACCUUGUUCACCUCUUCAUCUUGCCAUCUCGGAAGGGCAUGAAGAUGCUGUCAAGGUUCUUUGCGAUUACGGUAGCGACGCUCUUCUUCCCGUCAAAUUUCUCGACUCAAAUAAGCAGCCAAAGGCGGCUAUCCUGACGCUGGUACUUGCGCUGUCACUUCCUAUCGAAAAGGCCAAGUCGAUGGCUCUUCUACUGAUGAAGCUUGGCGCCAGCUCAUCCCAAGCCGACAUGGAUGGUUGCACCGUUUUCCACCGUUACGUUGAGAACGGUAACCGGGAGAUGAUUGACACACUGUGGGAGAACGACAAAGUUGGCCUCAAGACCGCGCUGAACCACAUGGUUUUUGUUAACUGCUGGAGUCAUGUGGCAAUUGCGCCUAUCCAUACCGCGAUUGAGAAUGGUGAUUCGAUCCUUGCCCUCAAAUUACUUGAGGCCGGCGCCAAUCCCCAAAUCGAGUUCGAUACGUGGCUGAAGGCGGCUAAGUUUUCCAAGGCGUCUGGCAGGCUUGGUUCAUACGAGGACAACAAAAGGCAGUUUAACCAAUGGAACGAUCAGCCACUUAUCGUGGCUAUCCAGAACUGCUCUGAUCCCGAGGUAGCCAUAAGCUUGGUCGAAAAGGGGGCGGAUCCCAACACACUGACAAAGAACUCCUAUCCUGCUAUCGAGCAUGGGCACCGGGGAUAUUACCAUCAGAGUCAGACUGCUCUUGACCUUGUCAAGGAUCAGCUGGAGUGCCUUCGCAGUUACAAAUCCGAGAAGUUUACCCAGCCGAAGCCCGAGCUACCUUUGAGAAUGGACGAGUGUCUCCAAAAGUACGAAGAAGGAUCUUACCAACACUGGCAGGUAUCAGAAAACAUUGAUUGGCUUAAGAUUUCCCACAAGACACAACAAGAAUCCUACGAAAAGGGAAAAAAGGAGCACGACGAGCGGAAAGGCACUAUCGAGAAGACUGAAGCCAUCAAGGAGGUCAUUGCAUCGCUUGAGAAGCUGGAGAAAGCCAUCAUCGCGAAGGGAGGCAAAACGAUCGAGGAGUUGUACCCCAACAUCGACUUUCCUGACAACGGGCGUCCUGACAAGGGAUUUUCGAACAGCCACACAUCGGAGAUGAAGAAGGUCAACGACUACAACUAUGUGUUCUCCUUCCGCGGUGUUACUGAUGUAACUGAAGCUAGGAAGGCUGCGUACUUGGAGCUCUUCGAGGCCGCCUGGUCAGGUGAUGUCGAAAAGAUCAAAUCGUUGACGCUCCAGGCCUGGGGCAAGAACCAGGAGGAGCCGCCACUGAACAUCUCAGUGAACGACAGCAGUGAAAACACACCGUUUUCAUUGGCUUACCUCCGAGGCCACCACGAUGUUGCAUCGGUCAUCCUGGAGGUUGUCAUGGCCCAGUACGCCCCGGAGGAUCAGGAAGCAACGCGAUACAAGUUGGAUACCGGCCACUCCGAGGAUGAUGACGACGAUGAGACGUACAGGAGCGAUAUUGACUCCACCGAUGACCCCAAGAUCAUCUCUGAAAUCGUUGACAAAAAGUUCACUAUCGAAAACAUUGGCCAGGUUUCAAUGCAGGUCAAUUCCACUGUCAAGCCCUUGGAUUUCCUGGCCCGGAAUGUCCACACCUUCACGGUUGAGGACGGCAAGGCCAAAAGCAGCGAAGAAUUUCACCAGACAUUGUUCAAGUUCGUUCUGCAACACGACGAUCAUGCUGGGUUGAAGACGCUUCUUGACAUGGCUAGCCGCUUUUCUGAACAGAAGCUUGUCGGCAGGGUUCCUGACGAAGAUGAUAUGGGUGGGCACUUCUCGUUCCCCGAGAACGACUUCCUUUGGGCUGUAAAGAACGGAAAGACUGCCGCUCUUGCAGAGAUCAUCAGUCGAACCGGUGCCGGAAUCCCCCUUGACGACCUGGUCAAGAGAAGUGGAGUUGAGAUGAAGCAGAAGCGGAAGUACUACCAGGGUCUCACGGUCUACGGAAAGAAGAGAAAGGACUGGGCAACGGCCGGACGAAACACGGUGGUCCGGUCAACUGGAGUGAAGACACCGCCCCUUCUCCACGCUGCAGCUGCCGGGAACAUCGAGAGCGUCGAAUGGUUCCUCGGCGAUGCCCCUCAUCGACACUACGUAGAGUUUGGAAGGUCAAAAACAGCUCUCGAGGACUCGAAGCUGAAGCACAUCAGUCAGGGACCUGGCGGCUUUGACCGGGCCAUCUCCAAGUGGCUGGGUAUCCAAAACGAACUUGUUCUCCAUUGUGCUGUGAUGGGUCCUCCAACAGAGAAGACCAACAACGUCAUCAAGUAUCUCGUCCAGGCGUACCCCAAUUCCCUCGAGUACAAAUCGACCCUCGGCGACACACCGCUAUGGCUGGCCUUCUACUUUGGUAGACUCGAAUUCGCAAAGACUCUCAUCAAGGCCGGGGCAAACCAAAUGACACGAAAUAAUUCUGGAGAUAACAUAAUACACGCCGCAAUGUUGGGAAUGCCGAGGGCCAGUGAUCUUGGUCCAGUCCUAGAGCUCAUUGACUCUGGCAUCAUCGCUCACUUGUUCCAGCAGCGCAACAACAUCCACGAGAGCGGGACGACACCGUUGCAUUCGUGGAUUACCGCUGUCUGCAACUCACACAACAUGUAUACGUCCUACUACUACUUGUGCAAGAAGUACGACAGCAACGAACAGAUUAUUGACGUCCUAGACUUGCUUCUUAAGCUUUCGCAUGGUGCCGAACUUGAAAUGCUCAAUGGUGCAGGCGACACACCCCUCCACACUGCCGUCAUGUCCAACGACAAUCUCCUGGCCGAGGCUUUGGUCCGAUACAAGCCCAAGCUUCUCUACCGCGAGAACGCCGUCGGCCGCACCCCUGCCGAGGUUGCCCGCGAGAACGUCACCGGUGAGAAGUUUACCGCACCGGGACCCGUUGGGCUCAACGGCGGCAAGAAUCCCACCGAUUACGUCAACAGACCCAUCGAAUCCUUUGUUAAGGCAGGCGACGACAAGGAGAAGAGAAAGAGCAGCUCUCUCAAGCUCCCCAACAAGCAAAAGGUCUGGGAAAGCAUUCGCGUCUUCCUCGAACGACACCCGGACAAGCGCCGCCUUGUCUCCCUCAACGAGGCCAACGACGUCGCCAAGCGGCUGGGCGAAAAGUACAACGGGGCGCGGCAGGACGAAGACGCUGACCCGGAAGAGAAUGAGGCCGGCAAGGAGGACUUCGCGUCCAUGAUGCGAACCAACGGCAGCGGGCGCACGUGGUCGUUAACCGAGGACAAUGAAGGCACAGCUGGACGGUUGUGGCGUCGCAAGGUUUUACGUAGGCGAUGA